AAAGGAGGGGGCGGGUCGCCGAGUAGGUUGUAAGUCAAGAUGGCGUUAGCGAUUUCCGCGGCGAGGGUCUGGGGGCCUAGGCGCCAGGCUGUGCCCCUGUUGCUGCGGCAGCUUGGGGCGCGGGGGCUGACUAGAUCCCUCCCCAGGUGGCAGCAGCAGCAGCAGUUCUCCUCCCUGGACGACAAGCCGCAGUUCCCCGGGGCCUCGGCGGAGUUCAUAGACAAGCUCGAGUUCAUCCAGCCCAAUGUCAUCUCGGGCAUCCCCAUCUACCGCGUCAUGGACCGGCAGGGCCAGAUCAUCAACCCCAGCGAGGACCCCCACCUGCCCCAGGAGAAGGUGCUGAAGUUCUACCAGAGCAUGACGCUGCUCAACACCAUGGACCGCAUCCUCUACGAGUCCCAGCGGCAGGGCCGGAUCUCCUUCUACAUGACCAACUACGGUGAGGAGGGCACACAUGUGGGGAGUGCGGCCGCCCUGGAAAACACAGACCUGGUGUUUGGCCAGUAUCGGGAGGCAGGCGUGCUGAUGUACCGGGACUACCCCCUGGAGCUGUUCAUGGCCCAGUGCUAUGGCAAUGUGAGCGACCGGGGCAAGGGGCGCCAGAUGCCCGUCCACUACGGCUGCAAGGAGCGCCACUUUGUCACCAUCUCCUCUCCACUGGCAACGCAGAUCCCUCAGGCGGUGGGGGCAGCCUACGCCGCCAAGCGGGCCAACGCCAACAGGGUCGUCAUCUGCUACUUCGGGGAGGGGGCGGCCAGCGAGGGGGAUGCCCACGCAGGCUUCAACUUCGCCGCCACACUCGAGUGUCCCAUCAUCUUCUUCUGCCGGAACAAUGGCUACGCCAUCUCCACGCCCACCUCUGAGCAGUACCGCGGGGACGGCAUCGCGGCACGUGGCCCUGGCUACGGCAUCAUGUCAAUCCGCGUGGACGGCAACGACGUGUUUGCCGUGUACAACGCCACGAAGGAGGCCCGGCGGCGGGCAGUGGCCGAGAACCAGCCCUUCCUCAUUGAGGCCAUGACCUACAGAAUCGGCCACCACAGCACCAGUGACGACAGCUCCGCGUACCGCUCAGUGGACGAGGUCAAUUACUGGGACAAGCAGGACCACCCCAUCUCCCGGCUGCGGCACUUCCUGCUGAGCCGCGGCUGGUGGGACGAGGAGCAGGAGAAGGCCUGGAGGAAGCAGUCUCGCAAGAAGGUGAUGGAAGCCUUCGAGCAGGCCGAGCGGAAGCUGAAGCCCAGCCCCAGCCUGCUCUUCUCGGACGUGUAUCAGGAGAUGCCCCCCCAGCUCCGCAAGCAGCAAGAGUCCCUGGCCCGGCACCUGCAGACCUACGGGGAGCACUACCCCCUGGACCACUUCGACAAGUGAGGCCUGGGCCCUGCCCCUCAGCCGCCCAGCGGGCAGUCCCCCGUGAGGGACAGGGGAGCCAGCAGGUGCUCCCGCUGGAACCUUCGGGCCUGGGUUCCUGGCACCUGAGACUGGAAUGCGGGUGGCUGUGCACCCCGUAUCUGCCCCUGCAGGCUGUCUGUUACACGUAGGGGGCAGUCUGCCAGGUAUGAGGCCCUGGCACCCCCUCACCUACUGUUACGGUGCCUUCCCAGGGCACCUCCAGGAGGGAAGCUCCUCUGGACGGGGGGGUGGGGCAGCUGAGUGAAUAAACUGUCUCUGCCCUCGG
Molecule: messenger RNA, 1678 nt
Organism: Oryctolagus cuniculus (rabbit)
Lineage: Eukaryota; Metazoa; Chordata; Mammalia; Lagomorpha; Leporidae
Gene: BCKDHA
Product: branched chain keto acid dehydrogenase E1 subunit alpha
Biological process (GO): branched-chain amino acid catabolic process
Cellular component (GO): oxoglutarate dehydrogenase complex
Molecular function (GO): oxidoreductase activity, acting on the aldehyde or oxo group of donors, disulfide as acceptor
Source: RefSeq, a predicted model, not a curated record